Molecule: messenger RNA, 2971 nt
Organism: Ceratitis capitata (Mediterranean fruit fly)
Lineage: Eukaryota; Metazoa; Arthropoda; Insecta; Diptera; Tephritidae
Gene: simj
Product: transcriptional repressor p66-beta
Exons: 11
Coding region: 167-2476 (769 amino acids)
Biological process (GO): negative regulation of transcription by RNA polymerase II
Cellular component (GO): NuRD complex
Source: RefSeq, a predicted model, not a curated record
CAAUUAUUUUGUGUGAGCCGAAGUUGAAUAAAUAAAAUUUGGAAAUUCUUUUAAUGUUUCUAUAAAUUAUUCUGUCUUGAAAUAAUUUAUUUUAUUUAUAACAUCACUAACAACGUGUUACGAGAAAAAAGGUUGUUUAAACGGUGUUUAAUGCACUAUAUAUAACAUGGCUAAAAUGGAAGUUGAUGAUGUUGUGGACUUAAGUGUUGGGUCUAGUCGAGACCCAGCACUUACAAUAACUUCAGCUUCGAUUCGAGAUGUUAGAUCUUUGCCCCAAAAUUCUGGCCUCACGAUUACACCUGCAACCUCACUGCCCUGCUCUAAUAUAGCUAGCAGUAACGCAGACCUAGCAUUACAGGAGGAAAAUAAAGUACAACGCAGAGUUCUUAGACCACGGACGGAGCCUAAGUCCUACGCAGAAGCGCCAGACAUAGUUUUAUUGCCUGCACGAUUGAACGGACGCCAGCAUAAUGGAAAUAUAGAUUCCGAAACAGAUGAUGAAGAUUCGGCAUCAUACGUUCCAAUUAAGGAACUCUCUCCUGCAGAAAUCGAAGAGCGCGAAAAGGGACUACGUAAACUUCGAGAAGAUUUGAGAAAUGAGGAAACCAAAUUGGUGUUACUUAAAAAACUUAAACAAUCCCAACAUGUAAUGAAGGAAAACUUAGCACUUAAUCCCGUUACUCCUUCAAGUAACCCUUUGACCAUUAUUCCAACUGCCCUUACUUCGAAAGGCUCAUUGAGUGUGACUCCUACUACAGUUUCAUCAGCGUCGAGUCACUCUAAAAGUCGUUCUACUAACGUAAAUAUAAACACAACAAGUAGUCGUAAUACAACAUCUUCUCCAUCUACAAUGGCAACUUCAUCACCUUCGUUCAAUCGUACGAGCUCUUCAGUUCUUCCACCUCCUCGCUCCUCACUUCCAGGUGGAACUACAUUAACUACUCAUUCCACACAUAGGAUUCAUUCUCGUUCGAAUCUUCCGAAUCUAACCAUUACCCCUUCAGUUACAAUUACGCCGACGACGGCUCCACCGUCUGGAAUAAAACAACGUAAUAUUAAUAUUUCUGAAAAUUCGAAGCUAUCUGGUAUGAUUAAUAACUCCGUUUCCAUAACUCCCUCUUCCAACCUUCUACAACAAAAUCAACAGCAACAAGAUAUGAAGAGUGAUCGUACAAGUUCACGCGAUGAGGUAUUGACACCAGCGCAGAGGCAAGCUGCUGCAAAGUUGGCUUUGCGGAAGCAAUUGGAAAAAACGCUUCUACAAAUUCCGCCCCCAAAACCUCCUCCCCCGGAGAUGCACUUCAUUCCAAAUCCGAGUAAUACAGAGUUUGUUUAUUUACUGGGGUUGGAAACAGUUGUCGAUUAUUUAACAACCAACAAUAAAAAACAAACGGCAGUGGUGCCGCCUUUCCAUUGCGCACAGUGCAAAAUCGAUUUUACUCCUGUUUGGAAAUGGGAUAAACAGAUGAAUAAAGAAGCAAAGGUCAUAUGUGAACAGUGUGUAACAACUAACGUUAAGAAGGCUUUAAAAGCCGAGCAUACAAACCGAUUAAAGCAAGCAUUCGUUAAGGCCCUUCAACAGGAACAAGAAAUUGAACAACGGAUAACUAGUCAAGGCAGUCCAUCGCCUGUCGAAGCCCAUAGUUCUACGCCGUCAACUGGUCAAACCCAACAGCUUCCAAUGAUACCAUUGCAUCAGCAACAACAGUCUACUACAAGCGCUCUCGCUAAUUUGCCACCUUCUGUUACCGUUAUUCCAACAAAAUGUCAUACACCCACACCUACAGUUGCUUCCCGACCGACACCGCCACCAUGUAUCCAACAAACACCAACUCCUCCUCCAUCCACUACUCCACGUUCUUCGCGUAAUCAACAAACAGCAUCACAGCCCACACCAAAUCCAUCAAGCCAAAUACAGCAACGUGAGAGAGAGCAAGUUCAACAACAACAGCAAUAUACAACUGCGGCGCUGGCCGCUGCUGCUGCUCAGCUUAGUGCCCUUGGCAGCUUACCUGGUUUAAAUAACCUUGCCAGUUUAGGUAGUUUAGGUAAUAUUGGUCAAUUGGGUAAUUUCUCAUCAUUAGGAGGAUUAGCGAACAUACCUGCAGCUGCAUCAGCAAAUCCUUCGUCAAGCGGAUUGGGCAAUGCAUCGUCGGCAGCUCAAGCCGCAGCAUUCCAAGCAUUUCAGCAACAACUUCUUCGAGCUCUGGGCCAGGGGUUAGCUGCCAAUCCACAACAUAUGAUGCAGUUCACACCGCUUCUUUACUCAUACCAAAUGGCAAUGGCUCAAGCGGCACAAGUUGCAGCUUUCACUAAUAAGAAGAACUCGUCUUCCUCAUCUUCAAAGAGUCAAUCAUCUAAUUUGGCUGACAUUCAACGUGCUGCCGAGCUUCAGAGGCAAUACUUAAUGGAAAUGAUACCACCUCCACAGGCUCCAGGAUCCGGUAACAAUCGUCAAAAUAAUUGGAAAACAUAAAUAUCAAAAUAAAUAUGAAAUACCAUUUUAAAUUUCUAAAAAAAAAAAAACAUUUAACAACAUUGGCUCCUUAAGUUUUAGACGUUUUAAAAGGAGCAUACGUUUUUUAAUUUGAAAUUAGUUUAUACUUUAGUUUUGCCCACAUUUUAGUUGAAAGUAUGUAGUUUCUGAUAGGACCAUACAUAUAGUGUUCUGAUUUGGUAUUUCUUAUAAAUAGUUAUUGAUUUAAUUGAUAUUUAUUAAAAGAAUUUGAAGUUGAUUAGAAAAUACAAAAUUAAAGAAAUGUAAGGUGAAUAAAUGGAACGAACGACGCUCAAUACAUGAUUAUUAAAAUAAAUAUUGUAUUUACUAUUCCAUCUUUAAAAUAAAAAUAUAACAUAACAAUUUACAUACAUUUUCUCCAGUAUAUGAAUAUUUGUAAAUUAUUUUGAAUAAAACAAUCACAGAUAUUCAUAGUUCAGCUUUGAAUUAAAACUAGCGAUAUUCUUAUCAAUA